Molecule: messenger RNA, 3217 nt
Organism: Callorhinus ursinus (northern fur seal)
Lineage: Eukaryota; Metazoa; Chordata; Mammalia; Carnivora; Otariidae
Gene: S1PR4
Product: sphingosine-1-phosphate receptor 4
Biological process (GO): G protein-coupled receptor signaling pathway
Cellular component (GO): membrane
Molecular function (GO): sphingosine-1-phosphate receptor activity
Source: RefSeq, a predicted model, not a curated record
CUGGGCAGGCGGCAGCCCCACCCUGCCCAGGGCAAGCCACCCCAGGCCUCAGUCUGCCCCAGGGGACCGCCAUGAACACCACGGGGCCCCCGGCAGAGGCCCCCGAGUCCUGCCAGCAGCUGGUGGCCAGUGGGCACAGCCGGCUCAUCGUCCUGCACUACAACCACUCGGGCAGGCUGGCCGGGCGGGGCGGGCCCGAGGAGGGGAGCCUGGGGGUCCUGCGGGGCAUCUUCGUGGCCGUGAGCUGCCUGGUGGUGCUGGAGAACCUUCUGGUGCUGGUGGCCAUCGUGACCCACAUGCGGUCCCGGCGCUGGGUCUACUACUGCCUGGUCAACAUCACGCUCAGUGACCUGCUCACUGGUGUGGCCUACCUGGCCAACGUCCUGCUGUCAGGCGCCCGCACCUUCCACCUGGCGCCCGCCCACUGGUUCCUGCGCGAGGGUCUGCUCUUCAUGGCGCUGGCUGCCUCCACCUUCAGCCUGCUCUUCACCGCCGGCGAGCGCUUCGCCACCAUGGUGCGGCCGGUGGCCGAGAGCGGGGCCAGCAAGCGGGGCCGGGUGUACGGCUUCAUCGGGCUGUGCUGGCUGCUAGCCGCCCUGCUGGGCCUGCUGCCCCUGCUCGGCUGGAACUGUGUGUGCGCCUUCCAGCGCUGCUCCAGCCUGCUCCCGCUCUACUCCAAGGCCUACAUCCUCUUCUGUGUGGGGGUCUUCGCCUGCAUCCUGGCGGCCAUCAUGGCGCUCUAUGGGGCCAUCUUCCGGGUGGUGCGGGCCAACGGACAGAAGGCCCCCCGGCCCCCCUCCCGCCGCAAGGCCCGCCGGCUGCUCAAGACGGUGCUCAUGAUUCUGGUGGCCUUCGUGGUGUGCUGGGGCCCGCUCUUUGGCCUGCUGCUGGCCGAUGUCUUCAGCUCCACGGACUGGGCGCAGGAGUACCUGCGGGGCAUGGACUGGAUCCUGGCGCUGGCCGUGCUCAACUCUGCCGUGAACCCCCUCAUCUACUCCUUCCGCAGCCGGGAGGUGUGCCAGGCCGUACUGGCCUUCCUCUGCUGCGGGUGUCUCAGGCUGGGCCUGCAGGGGCCCAGGGACUGCCUGGCCCAGGUCAGUGAGGCCCACUCCGGAGCCUCCACCACGGACAGCUCGCUGAGGCCCAGGGACAGCUUUCGGGGCUCCCGGUCGCUCAGCUUUCGGAUGCGAGAGCCCCUGACCAGCAUCUCCAGCGUGCGGAGCGUCUGAGCCACAGCAGGGACCCGUGUUCCGGGGGGCCGGGAGCACACCGGGAGUGGGGGGGCUCUGAUGGAGAGGCAGGAACAGGGCAGCCGGCUGGGCAUGUGUCCCGAGGCCCCACGGUUCCCCUCACAGCACCUGGGCCCGCUGACGCCAAGCAGGUGUCCCAUGGUCUCCCUGGAGGAGGCGGCUGCUCACCGGAACAGGGAGGGUCCUGGAGUGGGGGUGAGUGGGUUUACUAUGUACGUCCCCCAGCUCCUGUGUGAUUCUGGGGAGUCCCAGCCCCUCCCCAGCCUCCGGGGGGCUCCCAGGCUAUGAGGGGCGGGCAGCAGUAGGGAUUGAUGGCCUGGCAACACGGAAGUUCAACGAUGGUUUGUCCCAGCCUCCCUCUUAUUCACCUGUGGGCACCGGGGCGAUGGCGCGGGGCAGUGGCUCAGCCGGCGGCGUGCGAGCAGGGAGGGCUGUGGGUCUGUGCAGAUUGGGGAUAUGGCUGUGACGGGGAGCAGCAGAGUGGGCGUGAGUGUGUGUGCAAGAGAGACAGAGAGAGAGGGAGGUGGGCACACAACAGGGUGUGCUGAGAGUGCUGGUGUGUCUGUGUGCACAGACACCUCGUGUGCGUGUGUGUGUGUGCAUGUGUGUGUGCAUGCACAUGUGUGAGAGCCGGUGGGAGCUGCCAGGUCGGCCCCCGCCCCUCUCCCUCACUUCCCCUUUCCCUACCCCUUCUCUCGUCUUGGGCCGCGGCAGCCUCUUCCUCAUCUCUGGCCUCUGCAUCUAUCAGGGGCCCCAUCAGGGGGCCCGCAGAGGCGCAGCCACCUGGCGCCCCCCACGCCCCACCUCAGGGAAGCUUGACCGCUCCUCUCCUGUUCCAUUUAGCACUAACUGCCUCGUCCUUCCCUCCUGUGAAAUGGGCUGAUCGGGGAUGGAACCCGUGGUGCUUGCUGUGGCAUGUGGUGUCCGGCGUGUCCCACCAAACUUCUGACGAUGGUAGGAGCGUGCUGUCCGUUUCGGGAGCCACAGUGGCCUUGAUAAAUGGCCAGUGUGGCUGUCAAAGUGAACUUUGAGUUCGUUCGCGUUUAAAUAGUCCGUGGUCCCCGUGGUGACCAUACUAGAUGGCGCAGGGGUGCACCUUCAACGCGCGCCACCUCUCCUGGGGGAAAGUUCUCUCUCUCUCCCUCCUUCCAGGCAAGCCAGUGCCUGCAAGUCUUCCUGCUGCCACCUUGCCCAGGGCUGGGGGGCAGCACUCUGCCCGCCAUCGGGCACAGGACCACUCGGCUCUGAGCCUCGGCUUCUCUGCACGACGAGGGGUGCGGAGACCCGAAGCUGUUCGCCGUGCUGGCUGGUCCCCAGCCACCAGCCACAUGUGGCUAUUUACGAUGAAUGAAAAUGAAACGAAAUGUUAAACAUUCACCUUCUUGGUGCGUCGGUCGGCUGGAGGUGCCAUGUGUCAGUGCCACAGACUGGGUGGCCUUACAGAAAUGUGUCCUCCCGUGGUUCUGGAGGCUAGAAAUCUGAAGCCGAGGUGCCCGCGGGGCUGGUGCGCUGAGGCUCCGAGGUAGAGCCUGUUCCAUGCUCUCUCCCGGAUUCUGGCGGUCUGUUGGCAUCAUCGGCGCCCCCUGGCCCCUGGAAGUCAUCCCGAUUUCUUCACGCCUUCACGAGGUGCUCUCCCUGGGCGUCUGUGCCCAAAUGACCCCUUUCUACAAGGAUGUCGGGCCCACUCUAACUACCUCCUUUCUAGCUUGAUUACCUCUGUAAAGACCCUGUCUCCAAAUCUGGUCCCUUUCUGAGGAUUUCAACAUGUGAAUUUUGAGGGGACAUGAUUCAGCCCCUAACGUCCAGUCAUGCAAGCCUCAUUUCAAGUACUCCAGAGGCACAUGGGGCCUGUGACUACUGUUUUGGAUAGUGUAGACUCAGGACAAGUCCAACAUCCGAGAACUUUGAAUAGAGUUCCGAACAUGUGUCCAGGUGCACAAUAAAUUGGGAUAUUUUUAUAUUUUCCC